Molecule: messenger RNA, 5136 nt
Organism: Paramisgurnus dabryanus
Lineage: Eukaryota; Metazoa; Chordata; Actinopteri; Cypriniformes; Cobitidae
Gene: cadm2b
Product: cell adhesion molecule 2b
Biological process (GO): homophilic cell-cell adhesion
Source: RefSeq, a predicted model, not a curated record
AAGUGGGCGGGACCCGCGUCUGCUGCGGCGCUCUGGAGAGCCAGAGACUCAGUCAGGCGCUGAAGUGGCACUUUAUCAGUAGUGUCAGUGCGGGCAGCAUCUCUCCUCAACCCGGCUACAUUAACCGCAGCACACAGCAGAUCCCCCGGAUCGGGACGGGAGGUUGAGUUUUGCUCCAUCCUGCGGAGUCCAUCCAUGCGAUCCGAGCCCGCGUGAAAGCGCACGAUCCACCUGGAUACGCCAGCAUCAGCACCACUGUUAGGAGAACGCGGACGCGAGAAUAUGAUGCUCCAUCAGCGCUUGCUUUUCAUUCUCUGCAGCUUCUGUGGGAUUGUCAUUAAAGAGGCCGCAACGAAAAACAAAGUGAAAGGCAGCCAAGCUCAGUUUCCCAUAACCCAGAAUGUCACGGUGGUGGAGGGCAGCACGGCCAACAUGACCUGCCGAGUGGAUUAUAAUGAUAACACCUCCCUCCAGUGGUCAAACCCAGCACAACAGACCCUCUUCUUCGGGAACAAGAAAGCAUUAAGAGACAACCGGAUUGAACUGGUUCAAGCCUCUUGGAAGGAGCUGACCAUCAGUAUCAACGACGUCACGCUAUCAGAUGAAGGUCAAUACACAUGCUCGCUCUUCACCAUGCCUGUCAAAACUUCCAAGGCCUACCUCACAGUGCUAGGUGUCCCAGCAAAACCAGAAAUCACAGGCCUAUCGAGACCAGCAGCUGAGGGAGAGGACGUCACACUGACAUGCACCACAUCUGGCAGCAAGCCUGCAGCUGACAUCCGAUGGUUCAGAAACGACAGGGAGGUGCAAGGUCAGAAGGAAGUCAACGCAACUGGCAGGUCAUUCACGGUCAGAAGUUCUGUACAUCUCAAGGUGGACAGGAAAGAUGAUGGAGCCGCCUACACCUGCGUGGUGGACCACAUAGCUUUGGGCUCCAUGCCUUACCAGGUCACAGAGGUGCUGGAGGUUCACUAUGCUCCUCAAGUAGAAAUUGUGCACUCAGUAAUAGUACCACAGGAAGGACAGUACUUCAAACUGGAGUGUGUGUCCAAGGGCAAUCCACUGCCAGAGCCGGUGUUGUGGACAAAAGAUGGCGGAGAGCUUCCUGAUGUUGAACGAAUGAUCGUGGAGGGCAGAGAUCUCAUCAUCACAACGUUAAACAAAACAGACAACGGCACGUAUCGCUGUGAGGCCAGUAACCACCUCGGGACUAACAGCGAUGAAUUUAUCCUGUAUGUGUACGAUCCCAACGCCCUUGCCCAGCACGGCCCCGACCACGCGCUGAUCGGCGGAGUGGUGGCCGUCGUGGUCUUCAUCACCCUGUGCUUCAUCAUCGUCCUGGGCCGAUAUCUGGCCAGGCACAAAGGGACAUACUUAACCAAUGAGGCCAAAGGAGCAGAGGACGCCCCUGACGCAGACACGGCCAUCAUCAAUGCGGAGGGGAACCACGCACAUGCAGAGGAAAAGAAAGAGUACUUUAUUUAGCACCUCUGUCUUUAUCUGUUUAAUAUUUUCACGACAACGACGCCAGCCAGCCAGCCGAGAAGGCGUUAGAGCAUCAGUCUGGUCUGGCUUUCUGUCUCCAUGACUCGUAUAGGGGGUGUUUUGAAACCUCUUUAAGGCCCAAUUCGACAUGGCACGUGCUGCGAAGGAUUUUUUGCAUUUUUUUAUAGCAAAUAAAAAACCUGUUGAGUUUGUAACUGUAACACCAGGUCCAUUUAGGCCAAAAAAUUAAGAAAUAAAUACCGAUCCCAAUCAUUCCAAAAUCCCCCUUUAUAAGUGCCAAAAUAUACAGACAUCUGUUUGUCGUGUUUGUUGCUGUGUUUAUUCAACUUUAUUUCCCAGUGAAUAUAUGAUUUCUCUACCACCCUCACUGUGCCUGUUAUAUACCUUUUUACAGAUAUUACCAGGGAGCGGCAAGAAAUGUGGUUCAUCUCAAGUCGGAAAACCUUGGCUUUGCCAAUAAUUACGCUUUAAGACAAGAAUACGUGAGAUGUAUAAUGUAAAUAUCCUGUUUUGUCUAUUCUUUGUGUGUGUGUGUGUGUGUGUGUCGUUUUUCAUUGUAAAAAUGGGUGUUUUUUUGAAGUACGCCCUGUAAUGAAGAAUGUGUCGAAAUGCAAAGAGAUACAAGCAAUUAUGUAAUAUAUGGACACCAUAAACAAACCGAUGGAUGAAAAGUAAUGAAGCACAAUUUGGUGUGUUGCCAUUAGAAACAAGAUUAUUUUCUAUUUCCAUCAUUACCCGUCUGUAUAUUCUUGCACUGUUGAUAUUUGCCCCCGAGGUUUUAUUUCAAAACAGAAAACGUAUCAAACAUAAGCACAAAGUCAUUGCAAGACGUCACUGGUUUAGGCCGUCUCAGGAUGAAAAAAAGAGCAUAAUUAAAUUAGUCAUUUGUUCAUUCAUUUGUUUGACGUUUGUAUGGAAGCAUCGUUUCGAUUAGAGAAAAGAAACUUUUGGGAUUUCUUUCACUGACGAUCCUUGUUAAUAUUGCUGUAUAUUACUUUGCUAAAGUGAUUAUUGGUGGAAUAUUGCUAAACUAUAGGAUCCCUAUAUAUAUAUAUAAAUACAUAUAAAAAAUUUACAAACUAUCUAUUUCAAGUGUCCCAUAGUUUUACAUUUACCUAAGAAGUUUGUUUGGUCUCCCAACACAGGGAAUGUAAAUAUUGUGUAUAUUUCUGCAUUUAGUAAUCUUUUUAUUUCAUUGAACUUUAAAUCCAUUUUUUUCUGCUAUAUUUGUGUGUGAUUUUAUUUUAGCCUCUUGAUACAAAGUAUGUCCAAUAUUUAUCAUUAAUAUUAAUUUAUUUAUUAAUGUGAUGAACAAUACAAUUAUUAUUAUUAUUGUUUUUUUUUAUAUAAAGUUGUGAACAGAUUUGUUCAUGAAAAGGUCAGACAAAUAUCACCAUUAUUGCCUUUGUGUUUGCAACAAAACAUAUGACAUCUGGUUAAGCAUAACCUUGUACAUUUUUACAAAACAUGAUUCCAGUGUUCAUAUUUUAUUUCACUCCUUAUAACAUCAGAUAGGUCUUAGGCGUUUUUUUUUUUUUUUUUAAGAAUUUGCUUUAUUGUUUUUGCUGUUUGGGAAAAUGUGUGAGGUUGCUUUUCCAUUAAAUAUCCAACUUUUUCAAACUAUGCCUCUGUAAGUAGACAAAAACUCGGAGACUACGGAGUAAAAUGUGCACAAACUCAGAUUUGUGUUUUCUUCUUCAUGCAGACACCUGCAACCUCCGUUUAUGCUUCUUUAAAUACUUUUUUGUAACAAAUACCAUCCAUUUAGAUUUCCCAUGUUUAUGUUUGAACGGUAUAUGAUGCAACCAUUUAUGAUUGUACAAAACUGUACAUAUGAGUAGAUAGAUGUCACAAAUUGGUGUUAUGAUUUAUUUCAUAAUUUUGCAGUGGUCAGUAGUAUUAGAAUGGGAUACACCCAUAAAGAUCUCACUGUAAAGAAAAUGCAGCAUGAAGUUAAACCAACUUGGUUUUGCAAGUCAAUUCAACCUACUAUUUAAAGUUUUAGCUUAAAAAAUGUUUAAAAAUUAGAACAUUUUCAACUUGAAUUUAUAAGUUAAAGUAACAUAAAAAUAUGUGUUGAUCCGACAAAAAUGCUGCAUAUUUUUACAGUGAUAGUUUAAAAGUGUAUACUGUAUUUAAUAAUACAGUAAAUAAACGUAAUUACUGUAUUAUCUUUUUUUAAUUUUAUACAAACAUUGUAAAGACAGUUUAUAUUAUACUGCAUAAAAAUUGUGAAGUGUAACAGGAAAUUUUAUGGAUAUUCAUUUGAAUUUUAAGUUACCGGAGCCGAAAAGCAGCAGGUGCUUCACUGAAUACGUCGACUUGAUAGUGUUUUUUCAAUUAUCGGCGACCGGUUAAAAUGGAGAAACACGUCCUAGGGGUGACUCAUUCAAAGCGUUUUUCAGUUUGGUUCGUUUAGGCAUAUAUGAACAUGGCAAUCGUGCCAAAAAAACUGGUCAGAGAAGCCUGAACAAGGUGGUUUCUUGCCACUUGAAAACCGGAUGUAAAUGAAGGUUUUUAUGUUGUUGUAGAUGUACCAGCACAGAAUAAAACUGGCAUAUGCAAGCUUUUUAUGUUUCUCGACUUCAUGCCGGUUGCUCGACUUUAUGCGGCGCAUCACAGACCGUUUGGCACAUGACAUCAAAGUACCACACUUUGAUGUCAUAUUCCGGUCUGUCUGCGCAGUGCUGCAUAAAGUCGAGCGACGCCCUUCAUAGAACCACAUUGCUAUGCAAAGUGCAGAUCAAAAUGAUAAAAUAAUUUAAGGACAGCUAUAAUCAAAGCCUUUACAUCCUGAAAGAUGACCGCUACGUGUAUAAGUGGGUAAACUCUGACCAAUGAGAGUACACUUUACUCUCAUGUGACAUAUAUUUUGCCAUGUGAAAGCCAAAUGAACAAUGUAACUGUUUCAAAAGAGUGAAAAAAAAGAGUAUAAAGCAAAUGGUUCACAGGUCUGUAAACACCCUAUAAUAAAAUAAAACCUGCAAUUUGAAACUUUGGUCUUUCUACUGCUAUUUCUGUUUAAAAAAAGCAUAAAAUAAGUAGUGAGAUUGAGCUGCAGUGAAUAGUAAUACUUGAUUUUGAUUGGUUAGUGGCAACAUUCCAAUCUAUGUUUUUUACCAGCUAACAAACAAUUAGUAAACCGAUAACACACCGCUCAUGUGGUGAGACCGGCACUUUAUUUUAAUGUAUCAUGCCAGGUUUGAAUUUGUUAUAAAUGAGCUAAUAAAAUAUUUCAAAGCAAAACAUUUUGUUCAUGUACAGUAUUUAUAGGCUUACUCGUCUACAUUAUAGGAUAUACAGUAUCACCUUCAGGUCUCCUAUACUGUAGCUCAAUGGUAAAGCAGCACAAAAGUUCAUGGGUUUGAACCCAGGGAACACAUGCACUGAUAAAAAUGUGUACCUUGUAAAUUCAAAAACGUAUUUGAAGUAAGAGAGCACAGAAUUUUUGGUGUAAUCCUGAUUUGUGACAAGAGUAGUACAAACAUAUGAGCAUUAUGUUUUUAUUUUAUUUUAUUUCAGGUUUAAUGAAAUCACAGGUUUGUCUCAUAAUAAAGCUCACUGUAUUCCAAACAGUGUUCAUGAAUGUAUUUGCCCAUUUCAUACCUGAAUAAAUUACAUACUGUCUCA